AACACGCGAUUUACGCAAUCAGAAAUCCUACAAUGUGGCAUUUUAUUGACACUUUUAAUAGUUGUAAAUCGACAGUUUUCAUAAAAAAUAUUAUGUAUGUUAAAUGUUAUUUUUGGAGACUUUAUAAACUGAAAUUUUGUGCGGACUUUAAGAUUGAUUUUCACACUCUUAAAUAAUAUUUGAUUUAAAUACAAUCAAGGAAAAGAUAUAAUAUUUUCGUAAAUAUUAUCCUACGCAGUCAAGGAUACCGGCCAUUCGCAGGUGAUCAGACGAAAAUUGAGAAGUAUUUGGAUAUGAAAACUAGUUUUUGAUGGGGAUGGAAUUUUAGGCCAAUUCCUGUGAAUCCGCACAACCUAGAGACAGUGGCAUAAGGCUUCCGAUAACAGUAUCUUCGCCGGCUGGGAUAAAGCAUCUGAUAUCAUUGUGCGGCAGCGAAAAGAUAGCAAAUAGUACAGACUCUAUUGCAGACGCUUUGUCGAAACAUUUAGAUGACACAAUAACACUGAAAAUGUCAACAGAUAUGAAAGAGUUAGGCAUCAUUUUUGAUGAAGAUAAGUCGAGUUCAGACAGUUGUAGCGAUUGCUCCACGACGGAAAGCAAUGUUCAAAAUAGCUACGAGCUGAUUCAGCCCGAUGUUUCCGAAGAAAGCCUUGAAGGAAUGAGUCCUGGGAUUAUCCCCAAAGAUUCGACAGGACAGCAGUUAGAUGAUAAGAAGGUCACGACACUGUAUGAUGAAACUUCUGAUGGUAGCUUACUGAAGAAAAAGACGGCAAUGAGCGAAGAGGAUAUAACAAGAGGCCAUGAACUUUAUUUGAGACAUCUUUUACUAUUGGAACAAGCUGCUCCUGAAUCUUUAAAGGCCAUUAUAGAAAGAGAAGUCAGUAAACGCGGUAAAAGCCUAGCUUAUCUAUUAGCUGAGCGCAAAGACACAUUCAACAAGUAUCACAAUGCAGAAUUUCGUCAGUUGUUUAAAGGUGAAGAGGUCAAUACAGACAUUGAUUCUUUGGACAUACUCGUGCUUUGUACUAUAGUACUGGUCUUAUUUGAAUCACAUUUAGCUACUGUUGAGCUUGAAGCAAUAAAAGUCAUAAAAGACCAAAGGAAUGACUUAGAAAAUGAUGCCCACUCUGCUUCAAUCAACUACAAAACAUUUGAGGAAAAAUGGGUUCCGUUACAUUUGGCAUUGCUAGAGCUUAUCAAGGGUAUCCAUGACAAGAAAAGAACAUUUGAAUGCACUCGAAUGAUUCAUUCAUUUAAAUCAGAACAUAUUAGAGUUCGUUUAGAUCUAAUACAAAGAAUAAAACAGACAAAUGAUGUCAAACUGCAUCUUCAGAUGGUCAUGCAAGACAAAGUAGCUCCAAACAUACAUGGCGAUACGGACGAAACUUGCGACAAAGACGAAGAAAACGAGGCAGAUGGAAAAACUAUAUUGAUAGACAAGGCUUUACAUGUAGCAACAGUGAAGGAAGAUGUCAGAGAGAAUAUGGAUAUUGUUCUGAUUUGUACGGUUAGUCUACCCACGAAUAAAGUUGUCUGGCGACAUAACGGCAGAGAUAUUAAACAACACACUAGACAUCAUGUAUCGGUGCAGGAACUAGAACACAAACUGACCAUCAGGAAUGCCAAGUUUGAAGAUAAUGGUGAAUAUACAGUUGACUUCAGAGAUGUCGCAUCAAGUACAACAUUGGCCUUAAAAGACAAUCCAGUAUUUACAGAAAUGCUUCAGGACAGAUGUGUCUUUCUCGGCGAACCAGCAAUUCUAACGUGCCGACUCAAUGCUUCUGAGAAAGCAGUCACGUGGCGACAUGAUUACAAACCAGUAGAAGAAACAGACACCGUAAUUUUAGUUAACAAAGAAUGCGCCCACUGGCUAGCAAUUUCAAAUGCAAAGUUGGCAGAUGCAGGGCAUUAUUCUUGUACAUGUGGUGACUCUUCAACAUCCGCAUUCCUGAAAAUUUCAGAUAAACCAUUGAAAAUAACCAAGAGUCUGCAUGUAGCUACAGCAGAAGCAGAUGUCAGAGAGAAUAUGGAUGUUGUUUUAAUGUGCGAGGUCAACCGACACACAAAUAACGUUGUCUGGCGACAUAACAGCCAAGUGAUUAAACCAUGUAAUAGACGAGUUGUUUCCGUAGAUGACUUAGAACACAAACUGUCAGUCCGGAAUGCAAAGUUUCAAGAUGAGGGUGAUUACACAGUUGACUUUGCUGAUAACACAUCAAGUGUACAAUUGACAAUUAAAGGCAACCUUAAUUUUUCGCACAAAAAACAACUAACAGAAGAACUGUAUAGAAACUGGAUCAGAGGUGCACUUGGUCUGAAAUAUUUGAAAAUUGGUCUAGAGAGGUUUUCCGAUACUACUGUAAAUAAACAUCACUGUGAAAUGGUGGCACGGCUUCCGACCUCUGCAAACAUCUGUACAAACUGUACAGAAGAAUUGCUUCUCCCAUCGCACGCAAAGAAGAAUUGUCCAAAUAAAUCAAAGUGUCUUUGUUCGAAGAGCCCAAAGAAGAGGAAAAUUUGUCCUAGUGGAGGAUUUUGUAGUACAUUCCAUGAUCAAAUACUUUAUGAUCAUCGAUUCAACGAUCCAUUACUAAAAAACACGGACAUACAAAAGUGGAGCAGUGAUCCUUGGAGCAUUGCUACAUGUUAUAUCGGUACUACUGGCUACAAAGGCAAAACGUCAGCGAAAGAUGUUGACUGUGCAGGAUUGCUGAGCAUAUUCAUCAACAACACCUUCUUCCACAGAAGUCUCGGUGACGUCGAAAUAAAUGGUGAAACAGAUUUAUUUAAACAGGCGAGGGAAGCACGUAAUGAUAUUCUUCACAAUGCGAACUAUGAGCUGUCUGAAGGUCAACUCCGUGAUUAUAUAGACUUGUUCAUAAAUGCACUUGAGAUCAGAGACCUAAGUAAUGGAAGAACCCCAUUGUCCGAUCAACGAGAUGUUCAAGAGGCAAUUAAAAACUUGAAUGAGUUAAGGGACAAGCAGAUCGAAGUACACGUUUCCGAAGAUCUUAAAAAGGAGAUAAGAGAACUACAUGAGCAUGCCAUGAGUGAAUUAGCGGAUAAUGUUCAAGAAGCAAUAAAACAG
This is a messenger RNA of Mercenaria mercenaria, 3088 nucleotides long. RefSeq lists its product as uncharacterized. NCBI's taxonomy places the organism in Eukaryota, Metazoa, Mollusca, Bivalvia, Venerida, Veneridae. The record is from RefSeq and is a predicted model, not a curated record.